This is a messenger RNA of Mytilus trossulus (common blue mussel), 1163 nucleotides long. RefSeq lists its product as uncharacterized. Gene Ontology annotation, molecular function: protein binding. The record is from RefSeq and is a predicted model, not a curated record. NCBI's taxonomy places the organism in Eukaryota, Metazoa, Mollusca, Bivalvia, Mytilida, Mytilidae. The coding region runs from base 1 to 954 and encodes 317 amino acids. The transcript is spliced from 6 exons.
AUGGCGAAUGAAAGGGGCACAUUUAUCCAGUAUGAAAUACAUAUCUGGACCUCCGACCUCCAUGGAGCGGGAACCGACUCUGAUGUAUUCAUACAGUUAAUUGGAACCGACACAGAAACAGAAAAGAUUGAAUUACGUGACAGCAGUAACAAUUUUGAACAAGCAAGGGAAGAUGAGUUUCUGCUAGAAGCCGCUGACAUUGGUGACAUAAGGAAAAUAAGAAUUGGACAUGAUGGAUCUAGUUUCAUGUCUGGAUGGCAUCUUCAUAAGGUACUCAUUAAGAGGCGAUCAAGAGCUGGAACAAGCAAGUCGCAGCACCAGACAACACCAAACUUCGACACAAAGGAAUAUCAUGGAAUCGAAACAGACGAGUAUUGGUUUAUCGUCGAUCGUUGGUUUGAUACAUCUGAAGACGAUAAUAAAAUAGUGAGAGAAUUGUUUCCAACGGACAAGAAAGGCAAACCGCUUUUUGUAACGGAAGAAAAGACGAUACACACACCAACGCCUUCAACGAAAGACGAAGCGAUAACGGCCCAAUUAAGUCCAGAUAUUGAACGCCAAGAGAGUCCUCAUUAUGAAUCUACAGAACGAACAAAUAAUCGAGAUGAUCCUUUUUAUGUGCCAUCAGCCUAUGACAAGGACCCGAAAGCUGAACUUGAAACUAUUAGGCAGCACAGGAAUAUACAAAGAAAUACAAGAAUGCCAAGUAAAACACCAAGUAGAAAGGGAGCAACAGAAUCCUCAUUGACCAAUCAAGUCUAUUCACCAAUCCAAGAGGAGAAUACACAAGCUAUUUUUGAUAUCCACACUGAAGAUAAUCAGUACUACACAAAUGAUUUUCAACAUAACCCUAGUCCAGAAAUAUCUUCUCCCUCUGAAUUAUCUUUGUAUCUCAGUGAGGAGACUGACGGAGCUGUCGGAUCCAUACGACGAACAUUACAGUUAUUUCAAUGAUUCAACGUGUUCCUCACAUGAAAACUAUCAAAAAGACGACAAAGAGUUAAAUCGCAGUUGUAAAUACAAUCGUGGGAACUUCCGGGAUAUUGACAAGGAUGUUAACUGGCUAUUCUCAGCCUUCCUUGUAUGUGUAAGACCGUGAUGAAAAAAAUGGAUGAACAUAGAUAGAUCAAAUGUUAGAAGGAUAAGUGACGGUCAUUUCAUUG